Zea mays is the source of this 1548-nucleotide messenger RNA. Its product is annotated as F-box/LRR-repeat protein At3g48880. Gene Ontology annotation, molecular function: protein binding. The transcript is spliced from 2 exons. The coding region runs from base 202 to 1068 and encodes 288 amino acids. The record is from RefSeq and is a predicted model, not a curated record. Lineage: Eukaryota; Viridiplantae; Streptophyta; Magnoliopsida; Poales; Poaceae.
AAGAAUUGCUCCAAGACCACGGCAGCUUUAAAGGCCGCCGGCUGCCUCUCUCGAGUCCCACCAUUGGCAGUCUAAUCGCCUAUCGACUUCACGUCUCUCCGCCAGACCACCACUACCCCGUCUAUCUCUGGUCUGGUCCCAAGUCCCAAUUAGUCGGAGCCUCCUGCCCUCCUCGACCGCUCAAGCCAAGAACCAGAAGCCAUGGAGACGGCGGCGCCGGCGCCGGCGCCGUGGGCGGAAAUGGAGAUGGACUGCAUGGUGCAAGUGUUCGUGCGCCUCGACCUCGAGGACCUGGCGGCGGCGGCCCCGCUCGUGUGCCGGAGCUGGCGCCGGGCCGCCGCCGACCCGUCCCUGUGGCGCGCGCUCGACCUGCGCCGGGACCACGUCGCGCGCUUCAUGCCCUGGGGAGCGCUCGCCGCCGCCUUCGCGCGCCACUACGCUGUGCGCAGGUUCUCCGUCGCGGGCUUCCUCAGGCUCUGCGUGUCGCGCGCGCGCGGGUACGCCGACGACGUCGCGCUCCCGCCGCUCCUCGCCGAGCCGGCGGACGAGAUCGACCACAUUUCCCUCCACUGUCCCAGGCUGCGGCGCCUGGCGCUCCCGCAGCUGACGGCCAGCGACGAGGCGCGCCUGCCGGACAUCGUCCCGCGGUGGCCGCUGCUGGAGCACCUGGAGCUGGAGGCCAAGCCAUCCUCCUCCUCUUUCCCCGCGCUCGCCGCGCAGCUCGCUCUGCACUGCCCGGGCUUCGCCAGCCUCAAGACCUCCGGGGCCGUCAAGCCCGAGGACGCCGCGGCGCUGGCGCGCUCCCUGCCCAGGCUCCGGUCCCUGUGCCUCGACCGCUCCUACCUGCCCAAGGAACAGUUCCUCUCCAUCCUCGCCGCCUGCAGGGACCUACGGGAGUUCAGCGCGCGCUGCUGCGUCGGCUUCGACGACAAGGACGAGGAGGUGCUCAGACGAGGGGCCAGGAUCCAGCGGUUCGACGUAGAAGGGUCCAAGCUAAUGGACGACCUGGAGGACGAGUUCGCCGCCGGUGACGGUUUCUGCGAUUCGGCCUACGUUGACGUGAUGUGAUAUUAAACUAAAUUAAAUAAUUACUAUUCUCAUAUUAAAUACUUUGAUAUAUCUGUGCCAUCUGGAAUAAUUAGUUAAAAUAAAUACACUACAUAUCUACUUCAAAAAAACAUAUAUCUAUUCUUUCCCGAUUUUUUAAUAGCAAUAGCUUGUUACCCCCUUAUAGAUAGAACAUAAAAAUCAUCUAAGUCUAACACAUCAUCUAAGUCUAACACAUAAAACAGCAUGCAGCGCAACUCUUUCACGUAGUACCACCUAGAUAGCUUAAACAAGACAAAAGAGUUAUUAUAAAAGGGGUUGGCUUCUUUUCAACUCAUAUCUUUAUAGACCUUUUCGUUAAGAUAAAGUGUAAUAUUUAUUUUUAUCAUCUCUAUUUUUGGUAUGUGAACCAAAUGUUCACUUUGAUAUUAAGUUUAUGUUUUGUUUGAGGGUGCACCACACUAGCAUGGCAUUGGGUUCUCGUGUGUCGCUCAAUUGUUA